Molecule: messenger RNA, 2130 nt
Organism: Prunus armeniaca (apricot)
Lineage: Eukaryota; Viridiplantae; Streptophyta; Magnoliopsida; Rosales; Rosaceae
Source: the annotation of a GenBank genome assembly
AUGUCAAUCCUAUGUGGCUGCCCUCUCAUUGAGUGCGUUUACUGUCUGGCAUGUACCCGCUGGGCUUGGAAGCGAUGCCUCCACACAGCGGGUCAUGACAGUGAGACUUGGGGCAUUGCCACUGCUGAAGAAUUCGAGCCUGUUCCUCGCCUUUGCCGCUACAUUCUAGCUGUUUAUGAAGAUGACCUUCGUCAACCCCUUUGGGAGCCCCCUGGUGGGUAUGGAAUUAAACCAGAUUGGUUAAUUUUGAAAAAGACAUAUGAAGAUACUCAAGGACAAGCUCCUCCAUAUAUAUUAUAUCUUGAUCAUGACCAUGCUGAUAUAGUUCUUGCCUUCAGAGGCCUUAACUUGGCAAGAGAAAGUGACUAUGCAGUUCUUAUGGAUAAUAAGCUGGGCAAGAAGAAAUUUGAUGGCGGUUAUGUUCACAAUGGGCUAUUGAAAGCCGCUGAAUGGGUUCUGGAUGCAGAAUGUGAGAAUUUGAAAGAUUUGGUAGAGAAGUAUCCAAAUUAUACUUUGACUUUCACGGGACACUCCCUAGGGUCCGGUGUAGCAGCAUUGUUAACAAUGGUGGUGGUGCAGAGCAGGGAUAGGUUGGGGAACAUUGAUCGGAAGAGGGUUAGGGGCUAUGCUAUUGCACCUGCGAGGUGUGUGUCAUUGAACUUAGCUGUCAGAUAUGCAGACGUCAUCAAUUCUGUUGUGCUUCAGGCAACUACACCCUUGGAAGACAUUUUCAAGUCACUUUUCUGUUUGCCAUGCCUACUAUGCAUACGAUGCAUGAGGGACACAUGCAUCCCUGAGGAGAAGAUGCUCAAAGAUCCAAGGAGGCUGUACGCACCUGGCCGCCUCUAUCACAUUGUUGAGAGAAAGCCUUUUAGGUUAGGAAGGUUUCCCCCAGUGGUCAAGACUGCAGUGCCCGUAGAUGGGCGAUUUGAGCACAUAGUUCUUUCUUGUAAUGCCACUUCAGACCAUGCCAUCAUUUGGAUAGAGAGAGAAGCCCAAAGGGCUCUAAAGUUAAUGUUGGAGAAAGAUCAAAUUAUGGAGAUACCGCCGAAGCAAAAAAUGGAGCGGCAGGAGACGUUAGCCAAAGAACACACUGAGGAGUACAGGGCUGCAUUACAGAGGGCUGUCACGUUGGCCGUGCCUCAUGCAUAUUCACCAUCUAUGUAUGGAACUUUUGAUGAGAAGGAUGAGGAGGAGCAUUCAUAUGGAUCCAGUGGGGAAUCUUCUUUUAGUUCCGCUAAGAAAAGCAAGACAUUUGUUGCGCGUAGCAGGAAGGAACUAAGGAGUGAGGAAGCCAACAAAGAAACUUUCAUACACUUUGGCCACUCAGUUCAUUCUAACAGAAUUGACCCUUCACGGGCUGUCCAACUAUCUUGGCGACCAAGGGUCUUUUUAUAUCAAGGUUUCCUAUCAGAUGAGGAGUGUGACCACCUUGUUUCUUUGGCGCAUGGUGGAGAAGAGAAUUCAUUGACAGAAUAUGAUGAUUUAGGAAACACCAACACAAUCAGGCUGCGUAUAAGUUUACAAAUUCCCUUGAACAUGGAGGAUGAGAUAGUUUCAAGGAUUGAGGAAAGAAUUUCAGCUUGGACUUUCCUUCCUAAAGAGAAUAGCAGAGCUUUACAGGUUUCCCGUAAUGGGGUCGAGGAGGCUGAGAAGAAUAUAAAUUUUUUUGGUAACAAAUCUACAUUGGAACAGAGUGAGCCCUUGAUAGCAACAGUCAUUUUGUAUAUCUCAAACGUCACUCGUGGUGGCGAGAUUCUAUUCCCAGAGUCUGAGCUGAGGAGCGAGGUUUGGUCUGAUUGUGGAAAGAGUAGCAGCAUCUUGAAACCCACUAAAGGAAACGCAAUCCUGUUUUUCACUCUCCGUCCUAAUGCAUCUCCGGAUAAGAGUAGCCCCCAUUCCAGAUGCCCAGUACUUGAAGGGGAAAUGUGGUGUGCCACAAAAUUCAUUUAUGCAAAAGCCAUUGGAGGGGAAAAAGUGUCAUCUGAUUCAGAGAGCAGCGAAUGCACCGAUGAAGACGAUAACUGUCCCAAUUGGGCUUCGAUUGGGGAGUGUCAAAGGAACCCUGUAUUCAUGGUUGGUUCACCUGAUUACUAUGGGACAUGCAGGAAGAGUUGUAAUGUGUGCUGA